Diatraea saccharalis (sugarcane borer) is the source of this 1820-nucleotide messenger RNA. Lineage: Eukaryota; Metazoa; Arthropoda; Insecta; Lepidoptera; Crambidae. The record is from the annotation of a GenBank genome assembly.
CUUUGUCCUGUUAUAAGUACUAAGCCCAUGGUGACAACACUAUAUCACACAGACUAAGAUUAUACAUACAAAAGUCAACUCUACUGUCAACAAAAUUGUAAUCUUUGAUUUAGUAUUUACGAAGACGUUAUAGGUGUUGUGUUGCGUUUGGUUUUAAAUAAUUGUGUUGCGCUACUUCAAAGUAAAAAUGCCUAAAAAAUUAAAAGUUGUUGUAAAGUCUCUGUAUUCACAUGAAAUUCGUAAAGAUGUAAGCUUAGGCGACUUAAAAUCGCUUAGACUGGAAGAUGCCUGGCCUUUUAUCAGAGAUGAAAUAGAAAUUGAAAUCGGCAGCAGUCAACUAGUAUGUAUUCCGCAUAUAACCGAGGCAUAUUUGUAUAAAAUUACAUCUCUUUUCGUUCAUAAUGAUAAGGAAACGAACGGAAAAAUGUUCACGCCUCUCGGGGAACUCAUCAAGAACAUCGACAAGGAGAAGACGAAUGUCGACUACGUGAAGUGGUUGGAGGAAGCCGAUUUCCAAGACGCUGACUUUAAAUUUCCGCAUGAAAGCGUAAAGAUAACUUUACAAGAUGAGUCCAUCAAGAAUAAAGUGAGAGUCAUUAUGGUAAACUUCUCACGCCAUACAAUACCCAAAAACAAGGAAUUGGUGAACAAUAUCUAUUUGGAUGUAGAAAACAAUAAAGACUUGAAGGGUAAGAAAUCCGUAUAUAUGAUCACCAAUGUGCUGAUAGCCAAGACCAUAGAGUUUAGAGUGACGCGCGGCACCUCUUCGAGGAUUUUCCACCUUGGAAACUCUUCGCCUUUAGUGUUUGGUUUGGAGGAGUUCCUCAUUGGUGAUGACGGCAAACUUAUUGCCAAGGAACCAGUGGCGAUCAAAUCAAAGUUGCUGCAUUGGAAGAAAGUGGACCCCUCAGAUCAUCUCUACAUACCGACCAAAGAUGAGGCUACAGCAAAUGUGUAGAUAAAAUGCAGCUAUUUAGUGAAACGCGCUUUUAGAAACCAUCGCAAUCAGAGGGAAAAGCAAAUAAACUAGAAAAAAUUAACACAACCCUCUGAUGAUUUAAAGAUAUUAGGUAAAAUGAUCAUUAGUAUGACAUUUUAUGAUAGAUAUUUUAUGAACACAUGGCAAAUUAUAUUGUAGCAAUUCCGUGAUGUAUUUAAGCUAUAAUGAAAAAUUACGGCUUUCCAUAAACUUCCAAAGAACAUUAUUGUUAUUAUUAUUAUAUGAGACAAAUUGAUUACUUAAAACGAAUGGUAUUAAAAGUAUUUUCACUGUUGCAUGCAGUGCAAUAAAAUAUGUCUGGGACUGCUACCUAGAUAGGUAGGAUUUUAUCUUAUCAGAAUGUUUGAACAGCUAUUUUAGUUGGUAAUGUAGUUAUGAGUAAUUUAAAAUAUUCCAUGGCAUAGCCAUGAAUCGCUUUAAUUUAAUUUAGGCAAUAAUGUUUUUCUCUCAAAAUAGUAACUAUAUCACAUAGAUUAAUGAAGUUUUAAAGUCGGAUUAGUAUUAUUGACUAAAUAUUAUGUAGUAUUUGUGGUGUACCAAUAGCACAAUUAAGACAAUUUAAUUUUUUUGUUUGUAAUUUUUACAUUCCAAAAAUUACUGAAAUAAUUAAAGUACGCCGCUACCUGCCUCUGUGAUUUACUAUUUGCACCAGUAUUCAAUGAAGUACUUACUUUAUGUAGACCUAAUUUUAAUUUUUAGUAUUAUUUUGUGAUUUAAUGUGAUUUAUUUUUUAUUUUAUUGUUUUGACAUUUUUCAAUGUUGUGUGUUUCCUAUGUAUCACUAUUGUAUCACAUUUAUUAUAGAAUAAAUUGUGUGUUAA